UGCAUCAUAUAGCACUAACAAAACGCCGUGCCACCACACUAAUGAUACUCUACUACUCUCCCACUACCUAAACUUAAAAGUGGAAUAACUCGUUAACGGGUUGACGGAAAUCAAAAAUGUUGACAUCAAAAUGUAUUUUGAGUAAUAAUCCGACUAUUUAUCAAAUGUUUAAUAUAGGUUCUCAUUUGAAAAACCAAAGUAAAUAUUGUCACAUGUUACUUACCUUAACUGCUGUGAAAAAUCUUAACAAACACACUUCAGACUUCUACACUAAAAAUUCCAAAAAUCAGAAUUCGAAUAUAUGCAAAAUUUAACCAAAAAAAAAAAAAAUGGGAUGAGAACACUUAGUAAGUACUAACUUAUAUAUUAUAGUGCCAUAGUUAUACCACAGAAUAGAUGAAUUCAAAAAUAUAGAUUCUAUAGUUAUAAUAGUUAUUAUCACGAACCAAGAUACCUAUGAGAUGGUUAGUCAAUGUGAAUAUUACAUCCAACCUGGAUGCGGUCUGUUAAUCUGUUAUAAUUCAGUUAAAAUAUUCGUAAAUUUGAAAUUUUGACAACAGUUGUAUUUGGUUUUUCUAUACGUGGUUAAAUUUUAGGUAUUCCGUGCCCUGUGAAUAAAAUUGUUAGACUAAACAGAAAUGCUUGACACCAAGUGUGCUAACUUAAAAUUUUACCAUAAUACGCUAAUUCGUACACUAUUAUACUGAGCGUAUAAUCAACGGUUAUGGUUAAUGGUUUAUUGUAUAUAUUUAUUCUUGUUGUACUAAAAAUUACUCCAAUAGUUUUUGAGUCUAUUAAUCCCAUACAGAUAGAUAGACAGACAUCAAUUAGUAUAUAUUAUAUAGAUUAUAGGAUAGGUAACUAUUUUGUUGAGAAUUUUUUUUCGUUUGAAAUGAUUUAUUAAAUUUACUUAAUUAAUUGUAUAAGUAACUUAUUUCUAGAGUCUUUAAAUUAUGAAUAUUUUCAACUAAUAAUUAAAACAAAUUUAACAAAAUAUAAAAUUGGUAAAGGAUGGCGGAUAAUCAAAUUAAGCGCAGGUGGCAGGCGUCGAGAACUGAUACGAUAUUUUAUAGAAACCUUAGAUCUAAGAUAGAAACAGAAUACGAGUACGAAGUAAUGACUAAUGAGUAUAAAGUAAUGAGUAUUUACUAUACUCCGUGCCACGAGAGAAGUAACCCGUUUCGCGCAUGUAGACUGACGGUAGGGAGCGUUACUAAGCUCCGUUUCCCCAACUUUUUCCCUUACAGUUCGCGAUGUGGCAUGCAUACAGCGUAAAAUUAGUGAUAUACAGAGUGAUUAUAUUAUAUUGUUAUUUAUAAUAUCGUCAUUGAUUAUAGAAUACACUAGAAUGUACGGUUCAUAGAAGUACUGGCACAGACGCAUUGACAUACUAUAUCAAGUGUACGUAAUUACUAAUGAUGUAGUAUACAUAGUAUACAUCUAAUCUAUCAUUUGGCAGGAGGGUAUUUCAAAUAAAAUCGUACAUAAUAUUACCACAGAUAUUAGUAAUAAACUAAAUUAUUACCUAUAUAUAUAGAUAAAAACAUAUUAUAAUGAAAAAUAAAUCAUACACGUAAAUCAUUAAUCAAAAUGAUUGUAUAAAAAAAUAAGAUUAUAUAAAAUUUUAAUAAUAAACAAUAUUUGAUAGUAACAUGUAAAAAAAAAUCUGAUUUAAAUAUUAUGAUCUGAAAAUAUAUUAUAUCCAACAACUCUAUAAAAAAAAAAAACAAACAAAUUACUAAAGAGCAUAUGCAUUUAAAUGUUAUGAUAUCUUAAUCUUCGUAAUAAUUUAAGUGUUGAAAAAUGUUAAACACCAGCUUUAAAAGUUUUAGUUUUUAUGUUAUCAAGUUUAAAAGGAAAAUGUGAAUGGCCAAUCGGUUAUUGGUUUAAAGACAAAAUUAAAUCCUCAGUACAAGAACAGCUUAUAAAAAUUACUAUAAUUGAAUGCCAAAAAUAUAAAAUAAAUGUAUUAAGUGUAACUUGUAAUGGAGCUUAGGCAAAUAGCAGUACUUUUAAAAUAUUAGGAUGCAAAUUAAAUGAAGAAUUUUCUAACAUCAAACCUAAUUUUAGUAUAGACUCAACAAAUCUAGAAUUAUAUUUUACUCCAGAUGUCUGUCACAAUAUAAAAUCAUCAAGAAAUGCUUUAGGAACUUUUAAAGCGUUUAAAAAUGAAAAUGGACAGCUUAUUGAAUAAAGAUACUUGGAACAGUUGUUUUAGUUGCAAAAUGAAACUGGAUUUAAAUUAUGUAAUAAAAUUGGAUCAGCACACAUUAACUGGAAGUGCAACAGUAUGAAAGUUAAGCUUGCAGUUCAAACUCUAAGUAGUUCAGUGGCAGAUGCUCUUCAGUUCCUAAAACAAUAAUCAAAUAACAAUAAAAAUUGUGAACCAACAAUUUAGUUCAUUAGUUAUUGAGGAAAUUUUUGAUUUCUUAAAUUCAAGAACUUUUCAGAAAGGUUUCAAACAACCUAUUAAUAUUGAAAAUAUAGUAUUAAAAGAAAAUAGAAUGAACAAUCACUUAAAACUGUAGAUGUAGUGCCUCUGUGGAAAAGUCUGAGAAAAACAUUUGUCAUUGGAUUUACCACAUCAAUAAAAAUCAAUUAUAAAUAUAGCAAAGAUCUACCAGUCAAUCAUAGCUUCAAAUUUGUCUUAACUUAUAAAUUUAGCAAAGAUGCAAUUGAAUUAUUCUUUGGACAUAUGUGACGUUGAUUUGGAUCCAAUAAGAACCCAAAUCACUUACAAUUUACUAUUGCUAUAAAAAGUAUUUUAUUACAUACUUUGAUCAAUUUAAUAAAUGGGAAUUGUAAUUUGUUUAUUCACGAAGAAGAUAUUCUUUUUUUCCGUUAAAUAGAAAUAUAAAAAUACCACAUAUAUAUUGAAUAAAAACUGAGUGUUUUCAAAAUCGACAAACUUACUGAACAAUACUUUAAGUAUAUAGUUAUUGACAAAAGGCAUUUAUAUAAAAUACAAAAAAUAAUGAUAAUGGUUCAAAACUCUCUUUCAUUAUGUUCAAAUUUACUUCCAGAAACAAAUAAAUGUUUUGAAGACACUGAUAUACAUUCACGUCCGCACAAGAUAAAUAUUAUUAACCUAGUAAGCCGUAUGUAUUUAAAUAUUCGUAUAUACUCUUAGAGUAACAUUUUAAGUUUUCUAUUUAUUUUGAAAGCUUCUGUCAACAAAAGUCAAGUUGCAUAAAACAAUUUUGUUUAAUAACUUGUAGUCGUAACCUUGUUAAUAGCAGUAAAAUUAGUUCUUUUAAUGUGUUUGGCUUUGGAAGAUAUUUAGAUAAUUGGGUAACAAAUUUUUUUUGAUGCAUAAAUAAAAUAUAAAUAAUUACGUUAAUUAUCAUUGAACAUAUUUUUGAGUUCAUGAAUUAUGAUAAAAUUUAUUUCUGCAUCACAAUGAUAAAAAUUGAUAAAAUACACAAUUUUGGAUUAAUUCAUAUAAGUUUUCAAUGAAACCGUAGAGAAUAAAAAUAUUGCUAGACUGAACUGGAUACUGAACAGAUCGGUAGGUAUCAUUAAAAACUAGUAGUUAGUAACAAAUUAUUUACAUUUAUGAAUUUUUGGAUUCUUGGGAGAAUAAAUUAUUAUAUUAGGUAUAUAAUAUUAUGUGGACGAUGGACACUUAUUUAAAAUUACAAAAAACUGUCUUUAAUUGUAAUACACACACGAUACACAUUAUAGUAAAACCAAUAGAUCCCUCGCUACGCUCCAAAUAUAAUAUUUAUGAAAUACUAAUGCAUACCUUCUACAUAAAAAGUAGGUACUUAUAAUUACCUAGUGUUUUACUUAUUUUCUAACCUUGAACAUUUAUUUUUGAAUAAUUUCCUUAGUUUCCAUAAUUUGUAUAGUUUUAUUAAUUUUUCACGGUCGUAACUAAUGGGUAUUCGUAACUAUCGGUAGCUCUAAUGUAAGAAUAUCCUAAUGAAUAAUGACUUGGUAUCACGGUGUUGAUGAAAUUUGAUCUGCAUAGUGAUUAGUACCUACUGCCAUUAAUUAUAAAUAGAUAUUGGUAUUAUCUAUAAUAAUUAUUGUACAAAUUAAAUUUGCGCGGGUUAUGUUUGACCAAUCACUACAGAGUUAUGGUUAAUUUGAUCAAAUAUUUGAUCGUCUGAGCCGGGCUUAUCUGUGGGUUAAACUUGCUUACUUAUCAGUUAUAACUGUAAGGGGCAAUUAUAUUAUACCAUAAUAUAUAUGUUACAACUAUUAUGAAUUUGAUGAAGUUUUAACAGACAUAUUAAUGCAGUUGUCUUCCUAUUCGUAAAGUAUAUUAUUUAUAUCUGUGUCUAUAUAAGACGAUAUUUAUUUUAUAUUAUGUUUAAGGCGCCGUCAACUAGUUAAUAAGUCUACGUGUUCCACAAUAGGCGUAUCGUCGCGUUUGACCGUUUUCCAAUAUCUACUAGACACGUGUACCUAUGUCGUGUUAUCACUUGGUGGUGCCGACAUGUCACUUCUUUAGUACUUCACUAUUAUAUUAUGUCUGUAGUUUUCUGUUGUCGUAAAUUAUUUUACGUGUAGAUAGAUCCUAGAUUUUUGGACAGUAGCGGAUCGCGACCUGUGAUAACAAUAUGGAUAGACGUGCAAGGUUCACUAUCUGUGCCAUUGGAAUAUUCGUAUGCUAUUUCUUCUACGGAAUACUCCAAGAAAAAAUCACCCGUGGCACGUAUGGCACGCGAGGCGAAAAGUUUACGUACUCCCUGUCGUUAGUGUUUGUACAGUGCGUAGUAAACUAUGUUUUCGCCAAAGCCAUAUUGAAAGCGUUUCCUGAAGACUCCAAUGAUACAACCAGACCCACAUAUUAUGCGAUCAGUGCGACUACAUACUUGCUAGCUAUGAUUUUCAGUAACAUGGCAUUACAAUGGGUCAACUAUCCUACUCAGGUGAGUAAAAACAAAAUCUAUAUAUGACUUAUUGUUAUUAAUCAAACAAAUAAUCUUAUACCCUUGUAGGUAGUGGCCAAAUCUGGUAAACCAAUACCAGUUAUGAUUCUAGGUGUACUGUUGGGACGCAAGUCAUAUCCGUUGAAGAAAUAUUUAUUUGUGCUCCUUGUAGUUAUUGGAGUAGCUUUGUUCAUGUUCAAAGACGGAAAGUCCAAAUUAUCACAGUCUGAUUCUUCUAGUAUGUGUAGAUACUUAUUAGCCUGUUGCCACCUGCAAGCUAUAAUUUCUAUUUUAACUAAUAUUAUACUUUUUACAGUGUUGGGCCUUGGAGAAAUAUUAUUGAUACUGUCACUGAUAAUGGAUGGUGUGACUGGAGCUAUUCAAGAAAGAAUGCGAAGUGAAUCAAAAACAAAGUCUGGCCAUAUGAUGGUUAACAUGAAUCUGUGGUCUAUGUUCUUCUUAGGAGUGGCACUUAUUGGUACUGGUCAAAUAUUUGACUUUAUUAGUUUUGUACAGCGUUACCCACAAAUUUGUGUGCAAUUACUUUUAUUCUCAGCAUUCAGUGCACUUGGGCAGUUCUUUAUAUUUUGGACUGUAAGUGAUUUUGGACCAUUACCUUGCUCAAUUGUGACAACUACAAGAAAAUUUUUUACUGUACUUGCAUCGGUUAUAUUAUUUGGUAAUCCAAUGUUAACUAGACAAUGGAUUGCUACAAUUAUAGUAUUUGUAGGAUUAUUCCUGGACAGUUUUUAUGGAAAAUCACCUGUCAAAAGUAAAUAAUAACAAAAUUACAUUCAUUUAUGGAUUGUAUGUUGUAUGAUUGGUUUCAAUGUAAGUACAUUGUACAAGAUACCAUACAAAAUUUCACAUUAUGGUACACUGUUGAUAAAGACAUUAAUAAUUUUAGGAUUAUCUGAAAUGGGUGAAAGAAGUAAUGACUGUGAUAUUUUAAUUGCAUUCAAAAUCAUGUGAAUUUAAUUUGUAUAAAAUAUUUUAUUUAAUUUUAUGUCAUCUAACUCUUAGUAAUAAAUUUUACUUUUUUUUUAAAAAAAAUGUUUUACAUAUAAAGUUUCCCUGACAUAGUCAUCUAAACUUAAUGUUAAUAUAAAAUAGACAAAUUUUUAACUUUAGGAAAAUAAAUAGCAUUAAAGAAUCAUAGAUUCAUACGAGAUGUUAUCCAGAUGAACUGAAACUUAAAAAUCUAUAGAAUAUAUAAAUUAUAUACAAUUUAUGUUUUGAUAUUUACAAGUAAAGAAUGUGAUUAGGUUAUAAAAGCAGGUCGUGAAGCUGUCCACACUUGAUAUGGUGUAAAAUAGGUGGGUUGCUCAGUUUGUAAAAUUUCGCACUGCUAGCAGAAUUAAAGUGAUUGAAAAAGUUGAUAGUUAUUUGUUUUUUAUGAACUCUGAUAUUGUGGAAUAAAUUUUACUAAAUUUAAAAAAUUUCAAAUAUAAAUUAUUUUUUUUUUUAAUGUUUUAAACCCUUCAAUUCUAAUUUUAUUAUUAAUCUUAUUUUAAUUUAAUUAUGAAUAAUCAUUUUUGUCAAAUUGUUCAUUCAAUAUCUCUUAGUUAAAAAUGUGUUUACAAAUAAAUUAAAUACUUACUAUUUGAAUGAUAAAUAUAGAAUUGUUAUGAAAAUAAAAUUAGACCAAUAAAUACAUUUGAAAACAAAGCAACUAAUGAAAAUAUUACAAAAAUAAAUCACACUAAGUAAAAAUCAUUAAUGUUCAAUGGUUCAUUAUUGAUAAUACUAUAAGAAAUUUUGUUUUCUUGUUCAGCCUUGUAUACUUUGUUAAUCAUGUUAUAUUGUUAAUUUGUCACAUUAUUAAUUAAUACAUGUAUGAUCAUGCAGUUACUAUAUUUAAUUAUUAUACACUAAAGCAUUAUGGGAAUAUGUAUGAAUUGGUUAGGAUUGCAAUUUUCUCAAAAUAUAAAAUGUAAAUGGUUAAAUUGACAAAAGCUAGCAAUUGUAAUUUUUUUAAAAAAUAAAGUUAUUACUUUCACUAAUUAAGAAGAUUCAAUUCCUUGCUGUUUUUUUUUAUCAAAAUGGAUCUAUAUUAUGUAAAUUGUAUUGAAUGUCCUUAAAAUAGGAUUACCACUAUUUUUAAAUUAAGAUCACUUUUUAAAAGAAGAAUAUUGAAAAUUAAAAAAAUAUUAGAAGGUGAUUUUAAGUAAACUUCAUGGCAAAUUAAAUUAUUUUCAGAUAAUGCUUCGUUUUCAUUUCAACUAUUUGGGGUGAGACACUCGUCUUAAACUUCCACUUGAACCAAUCCCCUACAUUAUCCUCGUCCUUAUAUAAUUCCCAAUAGCAACCAAACAUCUUUUUUCAAUAUUCCCCUCCCCUCCUAAAUCUAUUUUCAUAACAAACUUACUCCUUUUUUGAUACUUUUAGACAAAAAAAAAACCUGUUAGACUAUAACUCUUCCCCAUAAAUGAAUAUCAGACAAUAGAUUAGUGGAACUAGACAGGUCUGAUCAUUAGGGGUGUCAUUAAAUAUCUUUUAAAAUUUCAUAAUAUUGGAGAAAAACAAGAAAACGAUCUUAAAAAAUAUUGGUCAUUAUUUCAAUAUUUCUUUUUCUCACUCAUUAUUUAAAAAAUAAUAAUCACUAACAGUUCUGUAGUAUAUGUUACCUUUUAUUUAUUUUUAUUGUGUCAAUAAUGUUAAAAUUAAAUAAAUAUGAUCUCAGUUUUAAUAAUUUAAAUCUAAAUGUAUUCCUGAUAAAUAACUAAAAACAAAUUUAUGUAUACCAUUAUAUACCCUAAAUAGUUAAAUUAUAAACAUGUUUUUAGAUUCCUAUUAUAAAUUAUAAAUAAAUAUGUAAUAUUAAUGUGUUCUUAAGUUGUCUUUGUAAUAUUAAAUAAAUAAAUUAUAUUUAUAAUUAAUACACACUGUGUAUAAUUUUUCAGUUAUACUUUAUGACCUUUCAAUGGACAUAAAUUUAUUUAAAUACAAACACUUAAGGUGUUUAAUAUUAUAUCAAGUUUUUUACAUGACAUAAGUAGUUUUAGAUUUGUAUAAAUCAAAAUCUGAUUUUUCUUCAUUUUUAAUUUUUUUUUUUUUUUACUACUGUGUUUUAAUGUUUUGAAAAAACUUUACAAAAUAUAUUUUACAAUAACAAAAGUAUGUAUUUAACAUAAUGGAAUUCUAUGGUUUUUUGGGAUAAGCUCCCAAAAUAUUCUAUGUCAGAAACUAUUUAUUUAGGAUUUUACUACACAAUUUUAAAUUUUACUGAAUGUUUUUUUGCAUUGUGUAUCUAGAAUCAUUUUUUUCUUUUUCACUCAUCCAUUCCAUCUGAAAAAAUAUAUACAUAAUUAUAAUACUUUAAAUACAUUUAAAAUAAAAUGGUUUAAAAAUACUUUUUGUUUAUGCUGUUUAAUUGCAUCUUCACAGCGACUCAACACCAUUUCUUCAGUUAAAAGUCCAUCUUCUGAAGUAUACCCAGCUGCUUGCCAUGCAACCCCCAAUUUGGCGAUUUCUCUACCAGACAUACCAGUAGUCAUACCUGCCAUUUGUUUGCAUAAUGCGCUGUAGUCGAAUUUGUCAACAUUCAACUUACUGCAAAUAAUAUUCUUUCUUAAUUUCAUAAUCAUAGAUAAUAAUUAUUCAUUACCUUUUUCUCUGAGUUGCUGGUGUUAACACAUAUUUAUCAAAGUAUAACAUUAUUAAACGUUCUCUUUCUUCUUUGCCAGGUAAACCAAAUUCUACCAUUUCAUCUAAUCUGUCAUUUACUGCCCAAUCAAAUUGUUCAGGAGUAUUACUUGCCAAAACUAACAUAAAUCUG
Molecule: messenger RNA, 8658 nt
Organism: Cinara cedri
Lineage: Eukaryota; Metazoa; Arthropoda; Insecta; Hemiptera; Aphididae
Source: the annotation of a GenBank genome assembly